Piliocolobus tephrosceles (Ugandan red Colobus) is the source of this 1467-nucleotide messenger RNA. Its product is annotated as ankyrin repeat domain-containing protein 13D-like. Gene Ontology annotation, molecular function: protein binding. The record is from RefSeq and is a predicted model, not a curated record. Gene Ontology annotation, cellular component: cytoplasm. The coding region runs from base 181 to 1053 and encodes 290 amino acids. NCBI's taxonomy places the organism in Eukaryota, Metazoa, Chordata, Mammalia, Primates, Cercopithecidae. The transcript is spliced from 5 exons.
CCCGCCCCGCCGCCCGCUCCGCCCUCCCUGCCGUCCGCGCCGCCGCCGCCGCCGCCGCCGCCACCGCUACUGCUGCGGGGGCCGCGGGGGGCGCAGCUGGGGCGCGGCUCGGAGGGGGGGCUAGGGGGCCGUGCCAGGCUCGAAGCCGAGGGGGUCCGGGAUGCGGCGCUGAGGCCCAGCAUGGCCAGCCCGUGCCCCACCUUCCCGCUGCACCGGCUCGUCUGGGCGAACCGGCAUCGCGAACUGGAGGCCGCACUGCACAGCCACCAGCACGACAUUGAACAGGAGGACCCCCGCGGGCGGACCCCGCUGGAACUGGCCGUGUCUCUGGGAAACCUGGAGUCUGUGAGAGUGCUCCUUCGACACAAUGCCAACGUGGGCAAAGAGAACCGCCAGGGCUGGGCAGUCCUGCAGGAGGCAGUCAGCACUGGAGACCCUGAGAUGGUGCAGCUGGUGCUCCAGUAUCGGGACUACCAGAGGGCUACACAGAGGCUGGCAGGCAUUCCGGAACUGCUCAACAAACUUCGCCAGGCCCCCGAUUUCUACGUGGAGAUGAAGUGGGAGUUCACCAGCUGGGGUGAGUGGGGACCUCUGGGCUCCCAGGGAUUUGGGGUGGGGCCUUUGGGAAGACUCCCAGUGACCCCUGUGCACCCUGCAGUGCCCCUUGUGUCCAAGAUGUGCCCGAGCGAUGUGUACCGCGUGUGGAAGCGGGGUGAGAGCCUGCGAGUAGACACCAGUCUCCUGGGCUUCGAGCACAUGACCUGGCAGAGGGGCCGGAGGAGUUUCAUCUUCAAGGGCCAGGAGGCAGGAGCCCUGGUGAUGGAGGUGGACCAUGACCGGCAGGUGGUGCAUGCGGAGACGCUGGGGCUCACUCUGCAGGAGCCCGAAGCACUGCUGGCCGCCAUGCGGCCCAGCGAGGAGCAUGUGGCCAGCCGCCUCACCUCUCCUAUCGUCUCCACCCACCUGGACACUCGUAAUGUGGCCUUUGAGAGGUCGGUCGGGGCCUGGCACACCGUGGGUGGGAGGGGGACAGACAGCAAGAGCCAUCCUUAAUGAGGGCAGGGCGAUCUUUGAAGAUCCUGGUUCAGGCCUCUGGGCUCACUCACCAGGGGCUGCUCAGGGGCAGGUGGGUUGCUGCAGCCCGUGUCUCACUCAGACUGCCAGGGUGGUAGGGCUCCUGUGGCCACCUUUGUAGGGCGAGGUCAGGUCAAGAUGUCCGCAGUUUCUUGACUUCUGACCUCAUGUGCUUUCCCAUUAAGACAAAGAUUUAGGCUGUGGUUCACGGCAGCUGUUUGCACCAAUGUUGGCUUGUCAUUGGUGUGGCUGUGUUGGGGGCAGAAUCCUUUGUGGGUAGCCUAGGAACCUGACCCUUCCAGCAAGAGCUUCUCUGACAACAUAUGCCCCCUCUUGCCUUAACAGUCAAUGGAAACAUUAAAAAAAAAAAAAAAAAAAAAAAAACUUUAUUGA